UCACCUCAGGUCUUGCUGCAAUCUUGAACGGUAGUGACUGAUGAGUGUAGUGUUGUGGAGUCGCCUGGCUGGCUCUGUCUUCAACGUACAUUUUCCCAGUUUUAUUCAGUGUUUUACGGAACAUUUUCUCCAGAGGUGAAGCCUAACACGUCUAUCGAAGAUGUCUGUGGCCGGACUGAAAAAACAGUUCCACAAAGCCAGUCAGCUACUCAGUGAAAAGAUCAGCGGGGCCGAGGGGACCAAGCUGGAUGAAGACUUCAUGGAGAUGGAGAGGAAAAUUGAGGUGACCAACAAGUCGGUGUUUGACCUCUUGUCCAAAACAACAGAAUACCUCCAGCCUAACCCAGCCUCUCGAGCCAAGCUGAACAUGCUGAACACGAUGUCUAAGAUCCGAGGGCAGGUGAAGGCCACGGGCUACCCUCAGAGCGAAGGCCUGCUGGGAGACUGCAUGCUGCGCUACGGCCAGGACCUGGGAGAGGACUCUGUCUUUGGCUGUGCUCUGGUGGACAUGGGCGAGGCCAUGAGGCAGAUGGCAGACGUGAAGGACUCUCUGGACAUAAGUGUCAAACAAAACUUUAUUGACCCGCUGCAGACUCUACAGGACAAGGACCUGAAAGAGAUCACGCACCACCUGAAGAAGCUGGAGGGCCGGCGGUUGGACUUUGACUAUAAGAGGAAGCGUCAGGGGAAGAUCCCAGACGAGGAGAUCCGGCAGGCUGUGGAGAAGUUUGACGAGAGCAAAGAGCUGGCCGAGAGGAGCAUGUUCAACUUCCUGGAGAACGACGUGGAGCAGGUGAGCCAGCUGGCGGCGCUGAUCGAGGCGGCCGUGGACUACCACAGGCAGUCGUGUGCGAUCCUGCAGGAGCUCAGCGGGAAGCUGCAGCAGAGGAUAUCCACAGCCAGCAGCCGGCCCAAGAGAGAGUUCAAACCAAAGUCUAUCAGGAGCAACGUGGACCUCCUGGACAACAGUCAGCACAACGGCCUGUCCUACCGCUCCUCGCUCCGAUCUACCGAUAUCCAGAUCCACCAGCCAGUCAAUGGGAAAACUGAUCAUAUAACCUCUGUUCCUCUGACAUGGCCCGAGAGCCCCACUACCAAUGGCGACGCUCACGAGUCCGAGGUGUUGGACCAGCCGUGCUGCCGCUCGCUCUACGACUUUGAGCCGGAGAACGAGGGCGAGCUGGGCUUCAAGGAGGGCGACAUCAUCAUCCUCACCAACCAGAUAGACGAGAACUGGUACGAGGGCAUGAUCCACGGAGAGUCGGGCUUCUUCCCCAUCAACUACGUGGAGGUGAUUGUCCCCCUGCCUCAGUGAACGCCGGCACCUGGAGUCCCGCACAGACUCCAAACGCCUGCCUCGCCCCACUCAGCCUCUUGGCCUCUGGCCUCUGGCCUCAGCCCGACUCGGGACGCAACAUGCACGUGGGGCCAGCUCAGCCCCAAGCUGGGAAAACAAAUCCUGUCUUCUGAUUUUCGAGCCAGAGAGGUAGUACUGUAGUUUGAUCCCAAACUGACUUAAGUUCAAAUUUCCAAGAUUACGUUGUUUUUCUCUGAUGAUAUUUAUGAAUCUGAAGCCAACUGAAACCCAAGCCAUUAAGUGGGACACUCUCCCUGGUUGGAACCUUUGUGUCCUUUGGGUCCUGACCAAGG
Messenger RNA from Sander lucioperca (pikeperch), 1650 nucleotides. It is a transcript of the gene sh3gl3a, whose product is annotated as SH3-domain GRB2-like 3a. The coding region runs from base 161 to 1315 and encodes 384 amino acids. Gene Ontology annotation, cellular component: presynapse; cytoplasm; glutamatergic synapse. NCBI's taxonomy places the organism in Eukaryota, Metazoa, Chordata, Actinopteri, Perciformes, Percidae. The record is from RefSeq and is a predicted model, not a curated record. Gene Ontology annotation, biological process: synaptic vesicle uncoating. Gene Ontology annotation, molecular function: protein binding. The transcript has 11 exons.